Messenger RNA from Heterobasidion irregulare TC 32-1, 1014 nucleotides. RefSeq lists its product as uncharacterized. Bases 37 to 912 code for a protein of 291 amino acids. The record is from RefSeq and is a predicted model, not a curated record. Lineage: Eukaryota; Fungi; Basidiomycota; Agaricomycetes; Russulales; Bondarzewiaceae. The transcript is spliced from 6 exons.
CUCAAGACCUCGUUCAGUAAAUCUCAAUUCGUUAUAAUGGACGCUGUUGGAUUUGACGAGAACAUAUCCAAUAUCACCUCCUACCAUGAUGCUUAUCCCGGUAUAGACCGCAAAGUCCACUACGAUGCCCAGACAUAUAAAGGCAAAGUCGUCUUCAUCACUGGUGCCUCUCGUGGUAUCGGAGAGGAAACGGCACUGUCCUAUGCUCGUGCUGGCGCGCUCCUGUCCCUCGUCGCGCGCAAGCAGACGACUCUGGACUCGGUGAAGGCCACCAUAUUGAAGGAGGUACCGGGCGCAAAGGUUCUGACGUUCCCCGUGGACGUCACACACACCCAGGAAGUCGCGCGGGCCAUUCAGGCCACCGUUGACCAAUUCGGAAAACUUGACAUCCUCAUCGCAAACGCGGGCGUUCUGAGACCAAUGGAAAAACCCUUUGCGCAACAGGACCCUGAUGGCUGGUGGCAUGUCAUGGAGGUCAACAUUCGUGGAGUGUACAAUGCCGUCCACUUUGCGAUUCCCCACCUGCAGAGAUCUAAGGGUUAUAUUGCGAUUGUCACAUCGCUUGCUGCAAAUGUCCGUAUGGCAUUUUCGAGUGAUUACGCCACUUCUAAGCACGCACUCAUACGACUUGCUGAGUUCAUCGUUCUUGAGAACCCUGACAUCAAGACCUUUGCGAUUCAUCCUGGCGCAAUCUUUACGCAGAUGGGCAUGGAGUCCAAGAUUGACAUUCCCAUGGUCGAUACUGUCGCCCUUCCCGCGGCUACGAUGCUCCAUCUUACUUCUGGAAAAGCUGAUUUCCUCAGCGGGAGGUUCGUCUCUGCCAAUUGGGAUUUGGUUGAGCUAGACAGGGAUUGGAAGACGAAGAUCGUUGAGCAGAACGGUCUCGUCAGCAAGCUUUAUAUCCCACAGUAGACGAGAGAAUGCGUAUGGUUCAGUUUUCGUUGAUAGACCAUCCCUCUAGAGUAUUGCCGCGUUUUGCUCAUAGUCUAAUAUAAUAAUCCAUGUCUAAGCCUU